Molecule: messenger RNA, 744 nt
Organism: Cyphellophora europaea CBS 101466
Lineage: Eukaryota; Fungi; Ascomycota; Eurotiomycetes; Chaetothyriales; Cyphellophoraceae
Exons: 2
Coding region: 1-744 (247 amino acids)
Source: RefSeq, a predicted model, not a curated record
AUGAGUCGCCCCACAUGGGAGGAGCAGCUCAAGUUCCUGCUAGUUUGUGUGAGGUAUUCGAACCAUGGUAAAAUCGACUUUGGCGCCGUGGCCAAGGAAUGUGGUGUCGUGAGUAGGGGAGCAGCAUCCAAACGAUAUGGCCGCCUCUUGCGCAACAGUGGCAUUCUUGCUGCUCGUGUUCCUGCACCUUUACCUGGCGAAAAGCGCGCAUCGAAGGCUGCAAUAGCCAGAGCUCCUGAAGCAAAACCGCGGAAGCCUGAAGGCGACCAGAAAGACUCGGCUGCGGUCGACGGAAAUGGCUGCCCUUUUCUGAAACGCGAAUCUGGCAUUAAGCAGGAACUUGAUAAUGGCUGGUCGCUUCGACUGGGUGACGUGCCUUUGCCUACUUUUCAAGGGCAGCGGACUCAAGGCCACCAUUGGUUGUCUGAGCAUCAGUACCAGCACCGGAACAAUCUCGGACCUGAUGCCGCACCAUCCAAUAUGCAGCAUGCAUCAAGUCCUGGCUCACUCGAGGCCAAUGAGCCGGUGCCCGUCAUCAAACUCGAAGACGAAGCUGAUAUCCAGGCGCUCUCAAAUACGGCAUCUGCAUCAGACGCCUCGAGCGGCGAAGAUGAUAAGCUGUUUGAAGAAUUUUGUACCACGGAGCUCUUUCAGAAUCCACCUAGCGCCGAGCCUCCAACGUCCUAUGAAGCGCAUUGCCCUCGGGCAGGCCAUUCUGUUUGUAAGGACGUCACAGUCUCUUGA